Molecule: messenger RNA, 2432 nt
Organism: Paramacrobiotus metropolitanus
Lineage: Eukaryota; Metazoa; Tardigrada; Eutardigrada; Parachela; Macrobiotidae
Exons: 5
Coding region: 170-2146 (658 amino acids)
Biological process (GO): protein phosphorylation
Cellular component (GO): cytoplasm
Molecular function (GO): protein serine/threonine kinase activity; ATP binding
Source: RefSeq, a predicted model, not a curated record
UGCACCAGAACUCGAGUUUCAUAAAACUUGCGUGACACGUGUCGUUGCCAGAUUUAAUCGUAUGGUGGAGCAGCGAACCCAUUGGAUGGGUUUAUAUCUGCCGGCGAUGUGAAACAAGAUUUUUUCGAAGUCUUAAGAGACCACAGAAACUUGUAUAAGGGUAACUCUAAUGCACUGGAUGGAGCGACACACGCAGUUGCAACAUGAAGAAUUCGGCAGCAACUGCACGUACAGAUAUACCAACAUCUGUAUCGGACGAGGCCACUUCGGUGCCGUUUAUAAAGCAACGGUCAUCAACAAUCGCGGUGUUUUGGAUACAUUCGUGGCUUGCUGGGGACAUCGACGGCCAGAGCUGCCGCAACAAACUGUCGCCGUGAAGCAAAUUAUUUUGAGUGACAGGGAACUUUCCGCCAAUCCCAUAUACGUUGAUAUACUGCGGCACAAGCUGAAACUCUUAAUUGGACUUCACCACGAAAAUCUAAUUACUUAUCAUAAAAUAACUAUAACCCCUUCCAAAGUUUCGAAAGGAGGCGCGACCAUUGAAUUAAUGAUGGAUUAUGUAGAAGGAGACGAUUUAGCAAGUUACUUGGACAACCUUGAGAAACGCAGAAGUACAUUCAAACUCGAAACAUUACUGCGUUAUUCUAUUGAGCUUGCAGAUGGAAUUAGCUUCUUGCACAGGAAAGAAAUUGUGCAUAAAGACCUGAAGCCGAAAAUUGUGCUGUUAGAGCGCUUGAAUAACGAUGAAUACUCGUACAAACUAAAAAUAAGUGGCCUAGACGACUUUGCUAAAUCCCGGAAUGACGCAACAUGUAGCGUUGACUUGGGAGGUUCGUUGACUGUUCGCUAUAUGUCGCCGGAAACACUCGAGAUGUUCGAUCGUGAAACAAGAGAAAUGCCUGGUCCAAAAGGCGAUGUGUGGAGCUUAGGCUGCAUUAUUCUGGAUCUUGCGUGCUGUUUCACGAAGAACUAUGGCAAGCUGCUUUUCUACAGCGACACCAAAGGAGUCAGAGAAUCAGGAGAUAACAUAUCUGAUAAACGCUACAGGGAAUUGAUUAAAGCCGGCCACGUCCCGUUUGUGAGCGAUGAUGUACCAGCUGAUCUGGCUGUAUUUAUGCGACGAUGCCUGCUACCCAAACAUAAAGUCCAACAGAGACCAUCGGCUAAAGAAGUCUAUAUCGAACUUAAAAAAAUUUACGAUCGGCAUGCAAAGGACACGAAAAGCCGUGUUUUUGGGACUAAGCUGAAAUGCCGCUAUGGAAAUGGAGAUUUCAUCGGGAGGGGCUCCUGUGGCACAGUUUACAAAGCAACGGUUGCAGAACGCAACAGCUUUAAUGGAGACGACAUCGUAGCGGUGAAAGUUGUCCCAAUAUCUAGCAAACAAUUUCCUACAAAAGAAAGCUACAAAACUUUGUAUGCUAAACUGGAAAAGCUACUGGAACUUCGGCACCCUAACGUGGUUGCAUACCAUAAAAUUACCGUGACGGAGGCACUGGGUGGCGUCUGCAUUGAAAUUGUAAUGGACUACUAUCGGGACGAAGACCUCGGCUCAGUUCUGCAAAUGCUACGAGCAGUUGGAGCAGCACUGGAUAAGGAAACCGUCGUGCGAUAUAUGAAAGAGUUGACUAGCGGAUUGAACUUUUUGCACGAAAAAGAUAUGAUUCAUGGAGACUUAAAACCCGGAAAUGUGUUGGUUAAGCAUGUGAGCGGUAACAGGAAAUCGUUGUUGAUUGGCGACUUAGAUGACUUUGUGGUCACGCAGCAAGAAGAAAUGUCAUCCGGGCCCAUCACGCACUUGCGCGGUACGCCUUGGUAUAUGUCACCGGAAAUGCUGAAAAAGUUUGCUCAACAGCCAACAGAACCACUUGGACGCAAAACAGAUGUCUGGAGCUUGGGGUGCAUUAUGUUGCAGUUAGCAAAUUGUCAUGCUGGCAUAAGUCGCAUGUCCUUGAAGCACAACGAUACAGUUCUAGAUACAACUGACAAGACACCUGAGCAAUACCAGAUACUAAUUAUCGAUGGUGAUAUCCCGCAUGUGGAUGCUAGUGUUCCGAGCGACCUCGCUAACUUUAUUGUCCCUUGUUUUGGUGUCCCCAGCACUGUCAGAAUAUCAGCAAGAAACCUGAUGGAAAUGUUUCCUGGGUAAAACAGCGACGCUGGUUGGACUGUUAAACCCUGCCGAAUCACUGAAUCCUAACCUGUUUUUAAUAAACUAACGCCAGAAAAGGCUACGGAACCUCUUAAAGCGAUAUACUUUUCCCGAGAUGAGAAAUCAGCAGCCAAGUGCAGGAAAAUAUGGGCUCAUUCAUGCAUAUUACCAGUUUAAUAAAUUUAUCAUUUAUGGACAUUCGAAACUUAUCUUGUUAGCCCUCUCAAGCACUUUUUUGUCUGAAAUUAAAAUACUUUUUGCUGAGAAUUGCUUCUUCAAAAGA